This is a messenger RNA of Formica exsecta, 1519 nucleotides long. Its product is annotated as nucleoporin Nup35. Bases 143 to 1117 code for a protein of 324 amino acids. Gene Ontology annotation, cellular component: nuclear pore nuclear basket; nuclear membrane; nuclear pore central transport channel. The transcript is spliced from 3 exons. Gene Ontology annotation, molecular function: phospholipid binding; structural constituent of nuclear pore; single-stranded DNA binding. The record is from RefSeq and is a predicted model, not a curated record. Gene Ontology annotation, biological process: regulation of DNA-templated transcription; NLS-bearing protein import into nucleus; nuclear pore organization. NCBI's taxonomy places the organism in Eukaryota, Metazoa, Arthropoda, Insecta, Hymenoptera, Formicidae.
UUACUCCCAUGAGUAAAUUUUCAAGCGCGCGAUAAAAGUACAAACAUUUUUUAAUUUUCUCUAGAUAGACAUUAGUAUAUGUUAAUUAUUAUUUACCAUAACGCUUAGAAAGUUGGUUAGGAAACGAGAAUUUUUAUAUAGCAUGGAGCCUAUGACUCUGGGAUCACCAAUGAGUAGUCCUAUCCAAAGUUCUGGUACUCCAGGAGCUUCUUCAGCAUAUUUGCCAAGUUUCCUGUUGGGUGACACAAACACUCCAACAAAAGUUAAUAUAAUGAGCCCUCAAGAUAAUCCGCGCCAUUUAAAUAUCACCAAUGCCAGUCUUAUAUCAGCAGCUUCUUACGGAACUCCAGACUAUCGGUCCAAUCGUCAAAAGGCAGUAUUUGGAAACACUACAAGUCCCAAUACAUCGCAGAUGAGCACAAAGAAUCAUACCGGAGGGCCACCAACGCGUGGAUUGUUUGACAGUCUGGAAGUUUCACAGGUGUCAUCGCCAUAUGUAUCAACUACAAAUCCACCUGUCACACCUACACUUGCAAAUCAGUCCAGACUUAUGUUGAAUACGAUAAACAGUCCACUGCUGUUUCCAGACACUCCAAUAAAUUUGAGCACGAGCGAAUCACAGGGUUUGCUGCAAUGGGUAACCGUCUUUGGUUUUUUGCCGACUGAUAUCAAUGCUGUUCUAUCUCAUAUCUCCAGUAGAGUUCGCAUAGUGGACAAACACUCUGCUCCGCAGCCUCAAAGCAAUUGGAUACACUUGAAAUGUGCAUCGGAGCAGGAAGCACAGAGAGCUCUCACGUGCAACGGCAGUAUCGUUUCCGGCUCGAUUAUGAUUGGUGUCAUACCGUGCACAGAUGAGGGCGUUAUUCUAGGUUGCUCGGAUAAAGAGAAUCGUACUAAAUUGAAUGGAAGCAUAAGAUCACUUUCGACGGGCAGAAUCGAACGAGUUUCAAUGUAUAAUUGUAAUGUAUCACCUAUUACGAGACGACGAAAGUUAAGAUCUCUGGCUGCGGGUUAUAAUCAGCAUUUCAGUCCACAAGCUACGCAAACACCAGAGAAUGUUCCACAAAGAUCAACCGGUUUAGUUUCUAGAGCAAUGGAAUAUAUGUUUGGUUGGUAAUUUUUCUUUUCUAUCUGAUAAUUUGAUAAAUAUACUCUGUUUCUGAAUUUUAAUAUUAUUGGAUAUGUAAAAAAUUAUAUAAGAAAAGGAAUUAUAAAAGAUAUCUUAACCUCUUCUAAAAGAAAAUUUUUAACUCGAGCAUGAAAUUAUUUCUGGUGUAUUCUUAGAAUAAACUUUUUGAUAACUUUAAAAGUCAUUAUGAUCUCUCUAUGAUAUAAUGAAUAUGAUGUCUAUUACUUUUUUUAAAUACAUUACUACAAUAUCCAUAUUAUAUUGCAUUUGUGUACAUAUCUUUAUAAUUAUACAAAAUGGCUAAAAGUCAGAGACAUUAAUGUAUAAGACUAAUGUCUUUUUUUGGAUAUUAUACAUAUAUUACUAAUAAAUAAUGUUAUUAAUUCUAUA